Lathyrus oleraceus (garden pea) is the source of this 1439-nucleotide messenger RNA. Its product is annotated as WAT1-related protein At1g68170. Gene Ontology annotation, cellular component: membrane. The transcript has 7 exons. The record is from RefSeq and is a predicted model, not a curated record. Lineage: Eukaryota; Viridiplantae; Streptophyta; Magnoliopsida; Fabales; Fabaceae. Gene Ontology annotation, molecular function: transmembrane transporter activity. The coding region runs from base 141 to 1250 and encodes 369 amino acids.
UGACACCUUGAAUUCAUGCAUUUUAAUUUGGAAUUAAUAACUCAAUCAUGAUUAAUAUAAAAACAAGAUUUGUGUUUGAAUAGAUAAUAUACAAAACAAAACUCUCUAACACUAAUAGUUGUGAUUAAUAUUUUAUUAACAUGUCAUCUCUAUGUAAAUUCAUAGAUGGAGUAAAAACAGCAUUUUUAAUGGUGGUGGUUCAGGUCUCUUAUGCUGUUGUUAGCAUAUUGUACAAAUUGGUUGCAAAUAAUAAUGGAAUGAGUUUGUGUGUACUUGUGGCUUAUCGUUACCUUUUUGCAUCCAUUUUUAUGGUUCCUCUUGCUUAUUUUGCUGAGAGGAAGAGCAAGCCAAAGAUCACUGCAGAAGUUCUUUUUCAAGCUUUUCUUUGUGGAUUAUUUGGGGCAACAUUACAACAAAAUUUGUAUGUUGAAGCCGUAGUUUUGGCGGGUGUAACAUACGCUACGGUCAUGUACAACUUUAUUCCGGGUGCAACUUUUAUCUUAGCCGUAUGUUUCGGAUUGGAAAGGUUAAACAUUGGAACAUUAUCAGGGAAAGCCAAGGUGAUUGGUACAUUAAUGGGAAUCAGUGGAGCCAUGAUUCUCACAUUCUAUAAGAGUACUGAAAUUCACCUAUGGUCUACUCAUGUGAAUUUGUUGAAACAUCAUCUACAACCACAAAAUGUAUCUGCUAAUAAUAUAUGGGGCUCAUCUCUUGCACUGGGAACUUGUAUAUCAUAUUCAAUAUGGUUGAUAAUUCAGGCUAAGAUGAGUGAGAAGUUUCCUUGGCAUUAUACAAGUGCAGCAUUGAUGUCAGUGAUGGCUUCCAUUCAAUCAAUUAUAUUUGCUUUAUGUGUGGAAAGAGGUGAUUGGAAUCAAUGGAAGCUUGGUUGGGAUAUCAAACUUUUCACAGCACUUUUUGCAGGUGUUGUGGCCUCGGGAAUAGUUUGGGUUAUGAUUGCAUGGUGUGUGCGCAUAAAAGGUCCACUCUAUGCUUCUGUUUUCAACCCUCUAUUUCUUGUUCUAGUGGCCAUUGGAGGAUCUCUCUUACUAGAUGAAACACUUCAUUUGGGAAGUGUAAUAGGAUCAUUGAUAAUUGUGAUUGGGCUAUACAUUGUCUUGUGGGGUAAAGGUAGAGAAUUGAAGAAAAUUAUUGAGGUUCAACCAUUGGAGAUAAUUACCACAAAGCUUCAAGAUGCUAAAAGUCUUGAGAUUGAUGAUAACAUUGUCGUGAAGGAAAACAAUUAUCUAUAAACAAAAGGAAAGUGACAAGUUUAAAAAUAAUCAUCACAUGGGAGGCAUAUUCAACGACCAUAAAGUGAUCAGAUCAUUCAUUAUUUUGAUUUCUUUGUUAAUUCUAUAUUCUAAAGCAAUUUCAAACAUUAUUAUAUAGUGAUAGUAAAGUGUUAACUUUUUUGCUUUCAAAAUAACUUUAUGAAGAGU